AUGGAGAUACCGAUGAAUCUACUGAAGAUGUCACAUUCCAAGCAAGUCGAGGAUGGUAGAGGCUUUUACGUAAACGAUCAAAACCGUUACGAGUGUUUGAAGUGCGGCUACUCCUACGUGCAUCGCACUCACCUGAGUCGUCACAUGAAAUACGAGUGCGCGUUGUUGCUUGCCGAUGGAAGGGCGACGAAGGACGGCCAAUUUUACUGCACGAAAUGCUCGAAGUGCUACAAGUACAAGCAGAACUUGCUCAGGCACGUCAAGUUCGAGUGCGGCAAGGAGCCUUCGUUCUUCUGCCAAUUCUGCUCGUACAGGGCAAAGCAGAUGUGCUCCGUCAAAAAACAUAUCAAACUGAUACACGGAUUUUUAGGCAAAUAUCGCUGCCCGAAAUGUCCGAAACUGUACAAGUAUUACACGUCUCUGUAUAGUCACUUGAAAUACGUUUGCGGGAAGGAAGCGAAUUUGAAGUGUCCGAUCGCCGAUUGCCCGUUCAAGACUAAACUCAAAGGAACGUUGAAAAUGCACGUUUUCCUCAAACACCACGUCUCGAUUUGA
Molecule: messenger RNA, 555 nt
Organism: Nicrophorus vespilloides
Lineage: Eukaryota; Metazoa; Arthropoda; Insecta; Coleoptera; Silphidae
Product: zinc finger protein 425-like
Exons: 4
Coding region: 1-555 (184 amino acids)
Biological process (GO): regulation of transcription by RNA polymerase II
Cellular component (GO): nucleus
Molecular function (GO): DNA-binding transcription factor activity, RNA polymerase II-specific; RNA polymerase II transcription regulatory region sequence-specific DNA binding
Source: RefSeq, a predicted model, not a curated record